UGUUCUCCAUCUCAUCGCAAAACAAUUCCCUCACUAUCUCAUUUCUGUCCUUCUUCUCUCGUACGUACUCCAUCGUUAUGGCUUCAUCACUUCUGACAUCUCCCGGAAUGAUCCCAACCACCGGAUCCGCCGUCGUUCUCCGGUCAGUGUUACCUUUUGGAUUUUCCUUGCCCUCUCUCCGCCUGACUCGUCCGUACAACAAGUCAUCCUUGUUUAUCUCAUGUUGCUCCCCUGUGUCCGAAAAGCCGGCGACUAGUGCUAUUGACCUCAAACCCGUCGUGGAACGGUGGCCGGAGUACAUACCGCAUAAGCUUCCGGAUAAGAACUAUGUGCGUGUAUUCGACACGACGCUCCGUGACGGCGAACAAGCUCCCGGUGGUGCCCUUACUCCACCGCAGAAGCUAGAGAUUGCCCGACAGCUCGCUAAACUCCGAGUAGACGUCAUGGAAGUUGGUUUCCCAGGAUCCUCUGAGGAAGAGUUCGAAACCGUCAGGACCAUCGCCAAGACCGUGGGGAACGAGGUGGAUGAGGAAACAGGUUACGUUCCAGUGAUAUGUGCCAUCGCAAGAAGCAAAGAAAGAGACAUCGAGGCGGCUUGGGAGGCUGUGAAGUACGCGAAGAGGCCGAAGAUACUCAUAUUCACAUCUACUAGUGACAUACACAUGAAAUAUAAGUUGAAAAAGACUAAAGAAGAAGUCAUCGAGAUGGCCGCGAGUAGUAUUAGGUUUGCUAAGAGCUUAGGCUUCAUUGACGUCCAACUUGGUUGCGAAGAUGGCGGCAGGUCGGAGAAGGAGUUUCUAUGCAAGAUUCUAGGAGAAGCGAUCAAAGCGGGUGCAACCGCGGUGAACGUGGCGGAUACGGUAGGGAUCAACAUGCCGGAAGAAUACGGAGAACUUGUGAGAUACCUCAAAGCAAACACUCCUGGGAUUGAUGAUAUUCUCUUCAGCGUUCAUUGUCACAACGACCUUGGUGUUGCUACCGCCAAUACAAUCGCCGGUGUAUGUGCGGGAGCACGACAAGUAGAAGUAACGGUCAAUGGAAUAGGUGAAAGAAGUGGAAAUGCACCGCUUGAAGAGGUCGUGAUGGCAUUGAAAUGUCGAGGAGCAUAUGUGAUGGAUGGUGUUUACACAAGAAUAGACACGCGCCAAAUUAUGGCUACUAGCAAGAUGGUCCAAGAAUAUACAGGCUUGUAUGUUCAGCCACAUAAGCCUAUAGUUGGAGCCAACUGUUUUGUUCAUGAGAGCGGCGUUCACCAGGAUGGAAUAUUGAAAAACCGGAGUACAUAUGAGAUUUUAUCACCAGAAGAUGUUGGGGUUGUAAAAUCUCAAAAUUCCGGCAUUGUUCUUGGAAAGCUUAGUGGACGCCAUGCUGUGAAAGAUCGGUUAAAAGAGUUGGGAUAUGAGCUCGAUGAUGAGAAAUUGAACGACAUCUUCUCACGAUUCAGGGAUUUAACAAAGCAGAAAAAGAGAAUCACGGAUGCUGAUCUCAAGGCAUUAGUAACUUGUGGUGAUGAAAUCUCGUCAGAGAUAUUAAACGGCGCCAACGGUAAAGAGACUAGCGGCUAUGUACCCGUCCCUCAGAUUUCCUCUGUGGUUUAAAUGAGUGAACAAGUUUAAUGUUUGUGCACCAAUGUAAUAUCAAGUACCAUUUGAUAUACAUUUGUUGUUGUAAUGAAUAAAAAUACCAUUACGAUGAAGUGUUUCCAUGUAUAAAAAAGUAUAAAAAGUGUUUGACAAUUGGAAUUAGUUAGUCUGAUCGGUGAUUUUUUCA
Messenger RNA from Eutrema salsugineum, 1770 nucleotides. Its product is annotated as methylthioalkylmalate synthase 2, chloroplastic. The record is from RefSeq and is a predicted model, not a curated record. Gene Ontology annotation, molecular function: 2-isopropylmalate synthase activity. Bases 78 to 1598 code for a protein of 506 amino acids. Gene Ontology annotation, biological process: L-leucine biosynthetic process. The transcript is spliced from 10 exons. NCBI's taxonomy places the organism in Eukaryota, Viridiplantae, Streptophyta, Magnoliopsida, Brassicales, Brassicaceae. Gene Ontology annotation, cellular component: chloroplast.